Molecule: messenger RNA, 4131 nt
Organism: Dreissena polymorpha
Lineage: Eukaryota; Metazoa; Mollusca; Bivalvia; Myida; Dreissenidae
Product: V-type proton ATPase catalytic subunit A
Exons: 16
Coding region: 95-1963 (622 amino acids)
Biological process (GO): proton transmembrane transport; ATP metabolic process
Cellular component (GO): lysosomal membrane; proton-transporting V-type ATPase, V1 domain
Molecular function (GO): proton-transporting ATPase activity, rotational mechanism; ATP binding; ATP hydrolysis activity
Source: RefSeq, a predicted model, not a curated record
UUGCCUUCAAAAAGAAACCGGAAACGGAAAUAAUAUAUGCAAACGGAAGUGACCUACAUCAUAUGAUAGAUCAUCAGACAGCAAAGAAGUCAAAAUGGCAGGAGGAAUGGAAAGAACCCGGGUCCUCCCGAAGAUCAAGGACUCUGAGCGGGAGAUGGUGUUUGGAUAUGUGUACGCUGUAUCUGGUCCUGUCGUGACGGCUCAGAACAUGUCAGGGUCUGCUAUGUACGAGCUGGUGCGUGUAGGUCACGACGAGCUGGUAGGGGAGAUCAUUAGGCUGGAGGGCGACAUGGCAACCAUCCAGGUCUACGAAGACACUUCUGGUGUGACUGUAGGUGACCCAGUGCUGAGAACCGGCAAGCCUCUCUCUGUGGAGCUGGGACCCGGUAUCAUGGGCUCCAUUUUUGAUGGUAUCCAGCGUCCCCUGGAGGACAUUGCCCAUCUCAUGCAGAGCAUCUACAUUCCCAAGGGUAUCAACACGCCGGCCCUCGACAGGUCCAAGAAGUGGGACUUCGAGCCUUUUGGAAAUAUACGGGUUGGCAGUCACGUGACUGGAGGAGACAUCUACGGUUUGGUUUAUGAGAACAUUCUGGUGAAGCACAGGCUCCUAGUUCCUCCUAAAGCCCGUGGAACAGUUACAUUCAUUGCGGAGCCAGGAUCAUAUGACAUCAAUGAUGUAAUCCUGGAGACAGAAUUUGAUGGUCAGAAGUCAAAGUACACGAUGUUGCAAGUGUGGCCCGUACGUCAGAUGAGACCUGUGGCAGAGAAACUGGCGGGAAAUAACCCGCUUCUUACCGGGCAGAGAGUAUUGGACGCUUUGUUCCCCUGUGUGCAGGGAGGAACUACGGCUAUUCCCGGGGCUUUCGGCUGCGGAAAGACUGUGAUCUCUCAGUCGCUGUCUAAAUAUAGUAACAGUGAUGUCAUCAUCUACGUCGGCUGCGGUGAGCGUGGUAACGAGAUGUCAGAAGUACUGAGAGACUUUCCUGAGUUGACCAUGGAGGUGGAUGGGAAACCUGAGAGCAUCAUGAAGAGAACAGCGCUGGUGGCCAACACGUCCAACAUGCCUGUAGCUGCCAGAGAGGCCUCUAUCUACACAGGUAUCACACUGUCUGAGUAUUUCCGUGAUAUGGGUUAUCACGUCUCCAUGAUGGCUGACUCCACGUCACGUUGGGCUGAGGCUCUGAGAGAAAUCUCCGGUCGUCUCGCUGAAAUGCCCGCUGACUCUGGCUACCCUGCCUACCUGGGCGCCCGUCUGGCCUCGUUCUACGAGAGGGCUGGGCGUGUGAAGUGUCUUGGCAACCCGGCAAGAGAGGGCAGUGUCAGCAUCGUAGGAGCCGUGUCCCCGCCUGGUGGUGACUUUUCAGAUCCUGUCACUGCAGCCACCCUGGGUAUCGUGCAGGUGUUCUGGGGCUUGGACAAGAAGUUGGCCCAGCGAAAACACUUCCCCUCCAUCAACUGGCUUAUCAGUUACAGCAACUACAUGCGUGCCCUUGACGAGUUCUACGAUAAAAACUUCCCAGAUUUUGUGCCACUUAGGACCAAGACGAGAGAAAUUCUACAGGAGGAAGAGGAUCUGUCAGAAAUCGUACAGCUGGUCGGAAAGGGUUCCCUCGCUGAGUCGGACAAAAUCAUUCUUGAAGUUGCCAAGUUGUUGAAAGACGAUUUCUUACAGCAGAAUGGUUACACGCCAUAUGACAGAUUCUGUCCAUUCUACAAGACAGUGGGCAUGCUGAGGAACAUGAUUUCAUUCUAUGACAUGGCACGCCAUGCUGUAGAGACGACUGCCCAGAGCGAGAACAAGGUAACGUGGGCCAUCAUACGUGAACAGAUGGGCGACACACUGUACAAACUGAGCAGUAUGAAAUUCAAGGACCCAGUGAAAGACGGAGAGGCCAAAAUUAAACAAGACUUCGACGACUUGUAUGAAGAAAUGCAGACAGGCUUCCGAAAUCUAGAAGACUAGACUUCUAGAAAACUAUAGUGUUCAAAUUAGGAGCCCAAAUCAUGGAACAAGCUUUUGACCAAGCAAACCUAUCAUUGUUGCAAGUUUUGAAUGCAACAGAUUCGUAUAUGAAGCACCUUUUGGAUUAUAGCGCCGCAAACCAGGUUCACUUCUUGAAAGAGUCAUACAAACAUGUAGUAUUUUAUUAAUGUUAAAUGGAUUUGUAAAAGGUUUCUCAUGUAGGAUUCUUUUCUAUUAUCAUAUGCUAGUUUCUCAUUAAGUAGUUGGUUGUUACCGACUUUUCAAGUGUUGCAUUUACCCACUGUGUGAUUGUGACACAAACAGUUGUGUAAUGCGUGUAUAUACAUUCCAAGUAAAAGACUUGAAAUGUUUGUUGAUAUAUAUAUAUUUUUGUGAAGCACAGGUAUAUGAAAAACAUUUUAUUGCUGAUACUUAUGACAAAUGAAUACUUUAUUAUAAAAUUAGUCAAAUCACAAAUUAUUAGUAUUACUGAUGCAUUUUGAUUUCCUUGUUAACAAGUGGUUAUUGCCCAAUAGUUUCUUAUUCCAACAUUUUCAGAGCAAAAUGUUUUUGGCAAAUCAAACUAAUACCGUUUAUGAGUGCAUUCAUGCCUAGUCAUAGAAAUAGUAUGCACUAAUUGUGUGAAACAUGAAUGAACGUUGAUCUAGAUGUAUUUUUGUCUUAUGCCAUUUGUUAAUGUCAAGAAAGCAUUGUUGAAAUGUAAUUGUGCAAACGCGUAUAUUUAAGAUGUUUGUGACAGUGUAGCUGUAUUAAAUGAAUUUCGUAUUCUCUUUUGAUGAAUUCAGUUGUGUGUUAUUAUUAUAAUAAUUAUAUUAUAACUAUAAUGAUACAUAAUUAUGAUUGUCACGUGUUUAAUGUACAGGGUAAUAAUGAAGAACACUGCUUCCAUUCAAUUACAAACUUAUUAUUAUAUAAAACAAAUGUUUACUCCAGUUUUUAGAUAAACUUUGAAUUAUAUUAACAUUUUUCAGUUUGAAGUAAUAGUAAUGUAUAUUCCAGAAAGGUAUACACAUGUAUUAUUAUUGUUGAAUAACAAACAUAGUUCACAAAUGAACAUAAGGUUUGUGUAAAUGUCUAAUAAACUGUUCAGUAAAUAAACCAUGACUGUUAACGUUCAUUCAAUUUGCAUUCAAAUGAUUUGUCUUUGCACUGAAGUGUCUACCUCUGUUCGUUGAGACAAACAUUUUCAAAAAUGUUCCUGAAUCAUUUUAUUUAGCACGAUGAUAAUUGUUGUGUUUUUAUUCAUUCAACAUGAUCUUCAUAGAAAUCAAUUUGUGUGAAGACAGUUUUCAGACUAUAAAUUGAGCUAUGAUUCAUGAGUAAACUGAAAAUAAAGAAGUACAGAAUUGAUAUAAUCGUAUUUUAAAACGUCAAACCUACACUAAUUUCAGUUGCACUUAGGAAAAUAAUUUUCUCUCAAACAAUGUAUUGUUCUUGCAAAAAUAAUGUUGAGAGUUUCCAAUGAAUGAUCAAACUUAAAACUUUGUGUAAGUUAAACUUAAACUGUAUUUUUUUUUCAUUCUAUACAUCUGUAAAUUUAAAUCAUGAUAAUAAUCUGUAUAAUGAUUGUGUGCAAUUUCCUGCAAAGGAAUUCAUUCCAGUACAGAAUGUGCUUGAUAAGAUAUAAAUAUAUUGUACAAUGUGAGAGUUUCUUUGAGUGUGGAAGGCUCUAUUAAAAUAUUUGUUGUUUUCUCCCACUCUUUUGUCUAUUUACUAUGAUUUAUCAAUUUAAUAUUUUACAUACUGGCUACAGCAUUUUGUACUAAAAUGCAUAUGCAUAUGAAAUACAUUAAAAUAACAUGCUGCAAAACUCAUAUGAUAUGUUCCAAAAAAUUAACUGGUUUUCAACUUGUUAGUAUGCCAUUCUGAUACUUCUAGUCUAUCUUACUUCAAAGCCAAAUGAUUUCCAUUUCUGCGUUCUGUUCAACUGUCUUAUUUUCUAUUUGUAUGUAGUUGAAAAAAUGCCCAGUUAUGCAUGAAAUAAUUGUUGCGUGUGUAUUUAGAAAUAGAUAAAUUUAGUAUUUUAUUUGAGCUAUUUAGAUAACAAACACGUGUUGUUUUGUUUUAUGUAUACAUUGUAUGUUAAACAUGAUUUUGUAUCUGUACAGAAUAAUAUAUACAAGACAAUAAAAUGUGAUGACAUUUCA